AUGAUCACCAUUACAAUUGUCCGUCACGGCGAGUCGACUGAUAACCUGCGCUCGGUGUGGGCCGGAUGGGCCGACGCGCCCCUGUCCAACCACGGCAUGAACCAAGCCAAGGCUGUCGGCGCGUCAUUUGCCGACGUUGCGAUCGACGCGGUGUUUGCGUCUCCAUUGAAACGCGCCCACUGGACUGCCCAGCAGAUCCAGCUGCAGAACAAGUCGGAUCCUCCCACGACUGUUUCGGGGCUUCUGCGCGAACAGCAUUUCGGUGUUGCCGAGGGGCAUUAUUUCGCCGGCGACGAUGUCAAGUAUGUCCGCCAUCCUGGGCGUACGUUCAAGUUUCCUGAGGGCGAGACUUUGGGCGACGUGCGCGAUCGCGCUAAUCAGGCCAUCAAGGAGUUUGUCGAGGACGCACUGCGCGAGUCGUAUGGUUCCACGCCCGAGUCGAAGCAUCUCGUAUUUGUUGCCCACGGAAUCUUUAACUACGAGUUCCUUAGUGCUUUCCUAACCCGCAGGCCUGAGGGCAUUGACACGCACUGGGCGUACAAGGGAAUGACUAAUACGGGCUGGACGCGACUGCACGUUGGUUACGCUGGCGAGUCGACGGGCCUGCCGCUUGACUACGACAACCUCCCUAGUCUGCCGCCACUCACGGUCGAGAUCCUCGCGUCAGACGUCACUACCCACCUUGAGGGCGUGAACCGGCAACGCGGCGGAAUCGGGUCAGCCGGCUUUGACGAGAAGCAGCAGGAGAUCCGGGCGUUUUUCAGUGGCGCCCACGCGGCCGAGUAG
Molecule: messenger RNA, 786 nt
Organism: Cutaneotrichosporon cavernicola
Lineage: Eukaryota; Fungi; Basidiomycota; Tremellomycetes; Trichosporonales; Trichosporonaceae
Exons: 10
Coding region: 1-786 (261 amino acids)
Biological process (GO): negative regulation of glycolytic process; regulation of pentose-phosphate shunt
Cellular component (GO): cytosol
Molecular function (GO): fructose-2,6-bisphosphate 2-phosphatase activity
Source: RefSeq, a predicted model, not a curated record